Molecule: messenger RNA, 1609 nt
Organism: Thamnophis elegans (Western terrestrial garter snake)
Lineage: Eukaryota; Metazoa; Chordata; Lepidosauria; Squamata; Natricidae
Gene: HM13
Product: histocompatibility minor 13
Exons: 13
Coding region: 74-1309 (411 amino acids)
Biological process (GO): membrane protein proteolysis
Cellular component (GO): cytoplasmic side of endoplasmic reticulum membrane; lumenal side of endoplasmic reticulum membrane; membrane
Molecular function (GO): aspartic endopeptidase activity, intramembrane cleaving
Source: RefSeq, a predicted model, not a curated record
GGCUGGCUAAGGGAACGUGUCCCUGGGCGCUUGCGGGGGCCGCCUCUGCCGGGUCGGAAGUGCGGGCUGCGAGAUGGAGCAGGCCGAGGCGCACAACGGCAGCGGGGCGGCCGAAGCCCCCACGGCCGGCGCGCGGCCCCCGGCCACCCCGGAAGGCAUGGCGCUGGCCUACGGCAGCCUGGUGGUCAUGGCUCUGCUGCCCAUCUUCUUCGGGGCGCUGCGCUCCGUCACCUGCGCCAAAGGGAAGAAUGCUUCAGAUAUGCCGGAGACCAUCACCAGCCGAGAUGCGGCCCGUUUUCCGAUCGUUGCCAGCUGUACCCUCCUAGGCCUCUAUCUCUUCUUCAAAGACGCCUGGCUGCAAAUGUUUGCCCCCGGAAGAAGCGCGAGCUUUCUCAAGGAUCGUCUGGAUACCCAAACGGGCUCCCCUUUUCAGAGGGAAACACGCGGAGCAAACAUCUUCCCAGACCUUAUCUUUUCCCAAGAAUAUAUCAACCUCCUGCUCUCCAUGUAUUUCUUCGUCCUCGGGAUCCUCGCCCUCUCCCACACCAUCAGCCCCGUGAUGAAUAAAUUCUUCCCAACCAGCUUUCCCAGCAAACAGUAUCAACUUCUUUUUACUCAAGGCUCCGGAGAAGCAAAAGAAGAGAUUGUGAACUACGAGUUUGACACCAAGGAUCUCGUCUGCCUGGUCGUCAGCAGCGUGGUGGGAGUCUGGUACCUGUUGAGGAAGCACUGGAUUGCCAACAACCUCUUCGGCCUGGCCUUCUCUCUCAACGGGGUGGAGCUGCUGCACCUCAACAACGUCAGCACGGGCUGCAUCCUCCUCGGAGGCCUCUUCAUCUACGACGUCUUUUGGGUCUUCGGCACCAACGUGAUGGUGACUGUGGCCAAGUCAUUUGAAGCCCCCAUCAAACUGGUUUUCCCUCAAGAUCUGCUGGAGAAGGGCCUGGAAGCCGACAAUUUUGCCAUGCUGGGCUUGGGAGACAUUGUGAUUCCGGGUAUCUUCAUCGCUCUCCUCUUGCGCUUUGAUAUCAGCCUGAAGAAAAACACCCACACGUACUUCUACACCAGCUUCGUGGCCUACAUUUUUGGACUCAGCGUGACCAUCUUCAUCAUGCACGUCUUCAAACAUGCUCAGCCAGCUCUCUUGUACCUGGUCCCGGCGUGCAUCGGCUUCCCUCUUCUGGUUGCCUUGGUCAAAGGAGAAGUGACCGACUUGUUCAGCUACGAGGAAAACUCUACCCCGAAGGAUAUGAAGGAAGAGGCUACAGGAGAUGCGACAGAGACAAACGUUGAGAAGAAAGAGAAAUAACUCCGAGCGACUGGCCAGGCUGGGCUUUCUUCCCCCCCCCCGACCCCCCCCCCCCGACCCCCUUCCCCAUCGCAAAUGGUUUUCGUUUUUCUUUCCCAAGCCAACUGGGUGGCAUCACGGCCGCAUGUCGGGGUGCGCUUGUGUCUCUGUGCGUCCGUCCGUCUGUCUCUCUCUCUCUCUCUCGGACUUGAUGCAGCUCCAGAUCUGCUUUCCUGGACCUGGAAACCCCCUCCUCCUCCCCCCCCCCCACCGAGGAGGAAGCAGGCGGGUGGCGUAUGUGUGUGUGUGGUGUGGAGUUAA